Molecule: messenger RNA, 783 nt
Organism: Penicillium longicatenatum
Lineage: Eukaryota; Fungi; Ascomycota; Eurotiomycetes; Eurotiales; Aspergillaceae
Exons: 1
Coding region: 1-783 (260 amino acids)
Source: RefSeq, a predicted model, not a curated record
AUGAAUUCCAUAAUUCUCUCUUCAUCGGAAACUGCCUCGGUGGACAACCCCAUCGACCCGGAGGAAGACCGAGAUUAUGAUACACAUUACCAUCAUCCGGUCUGGCCACAACGCUGGUAUCAUCCAGAAUUCACUAAAGAAGCCGCCGCACUAUGGUGUGAAGAGCCAUGGUACAAAGAUAUCGAUCGCCAGAGUCGCCGGUUUCUAAGGUCAUCACUGUGCAAUUUUCCUUGGGGUCAUAUUAUCUAUCGGACAACCUACACGCCUGAGUCUGAGAAAUCAUGGCCGAUUGCCAUGGAAAAGCUGACUCGCGUGAUGCACGAAUGGAUUGAUGGUGAAUUGGAAAAUCCCCGAAAUUCCUACGGGAAUGACUCCCGCCCCGAGCAACUGGUCAAAGAGUCGCAUAAGGAUGUGAUCAUCUCUGACUCGAGUCGUUGGGACGGUGCUAGUGUUGAGCAAGUCCGUAGCCAUUAUAUGGAGCAUCUGCGCGAGAUGAAGCAGGAACGUUGCGGUGAACAACCUCGCUUUGUUGUCUGUCUUAUGAUUGAUGAGAGGUCAUUGAAGUCCAUUGUUGCGAAAGAUGACUAUAGCGGGUUUGUUGGGGUAGUUGAUGGAUGGUAUCUCCCCGGAAUAAAAUACGAUUGGCCUUCUUACCGUGGAUACAUGAGGGCGGAAGUUGCUGCCUUGUGGCCCCUUUAUCAGAAUCUUGAUUUCAAUCAUAUGGACGAUGUAUUUCUGAGUGUUGCAGAUGGAUUCAUUCCCGUUUAUGAUGCCGGCUCUUGA